Sinocyclocheilus rhinocerous is the source of this 2350-nucleotide messenger RNA. Its product is annotated as AP-1 complex subunit mu-1-like. The record is from RefSeq and is a predicted model, not a curated record. NCBI's taxonomy places the organism in Eukaryota, Metazoa, Chordata, Actinopteri, Cypriniformes, Cyprinidae. Gene Ontology annotation, biological process: intracellular protein transport; vesicle-mediated transport. Gene Ontology annotation, cellular component: clathrin adaptor complex. The transcript has 8 exons. Bases 189 to 1085 code for a protein of 298 amino acids.
CAGUCACUCACUCUCACCGCAGCAGCAGCGCCACCCGGUUCCUCAAAACCUCUCCCAUCCGCUAUUUGAUGAUGGAGCUUCUUUGAGCGUCUAAAACGGAUGACAGCUCUUUAUUAAACUAACAAAUGCGCCAGAAGUGAGCGAACGUCUGUAGGUUAAGGAUAAAAGCGGUCGAGGAAGGCGCAAACAUGUCGGCGAGCGCUGUUUAUGUGUUGGAUCUGAAGGGGAAGGUGCUGAUCUGCCGUAAUUACCGCGGUGAUGUGGACAUGUCCGAGAUCGAGCAUUUCAUGACCCUGCUGAUGGACAAAGAGGAGGAGGGAACACUGUCGCCCAUCCUGGCUCACGGGGGAGUUCGCUUCAUGUGGAUCAAGCACAACAACCUGUACCGUAUCUUCCAAACCUCUAGAACUAAAAAUCCCAUUCAUUUUCUAUACGGAGAAAUAUACAUCACGCAGGAAGGUCACAAGCUGGACACGGGCGCUCCGCGGCCCCCUGCCACGGUCACCAACGCCGUCUCCUGGCGGUCAGAGGGCAUCAAGUACAGGAAGAACGAGGUUUUCCUGGACGUCAUCGAGUCUGUCAACCUCCUGUGUUUGGUUCUGAUGGGGUUUGGUUUUCUGUGUGAACAGGUGAAGCCGCUGAUCUGGAUCGAGUCUGUGAUUGAGAAGCAUUCGCACAGCAGAAUCGAGUACAUGAUCAAAGCCAAGUCUCAGUUUAAGCGACGCUCCACCGCCAACAACGUGGAGAUUCAUAUUCCAGUCCCGACCGACGCAGACACGCCCAAGUUUAAGACCACGGUGGGCAGCGUGAAGUGGGUGCCGGAGAACAGCGAGAUUGUUUGGUCCAUCAAAUCUUUCCCUGGAGGUAAGGAGUACCUGAUGAGGGCUCAUUUCGGGCUGCCCAGCGUUGAGGCAGAGGACAAGGAGGGAAAACCACCAAUCAGUGUGAAGUUUGAGAUUCCCUAUUUCACCACCUCUGGAAUACAGGUGCGUUACCUGAAGAUCAUUGAGAAGAGCGGCUAUCAGGCCCUGCCGUGGGUGCGAUACAUCACCCAGAACGGAGACUAUCAGCUGCGGACUCAGUAAACGUGAAGAAUUAGCCUAGAGGAUCAUGGGUCAAGGAAGCGUCUCUGUCUGGCUCUCUUUCUGCUGUAUGUAGAGGCUCCACACUCAUCUGCAGUAUUCACAACACACUAGUGCUUCCAAUCAUUUCAAACAAAUACACGUCAGAUCUUAUGACUUAUGGAUUGGAAUUGAAUCUUUCACACCGUGUUAUUUAGAUUUUGUCCAAAUCUUCCUAUAUUGAAUCUUACGAAACUCUCCAGAACAUGUGAAUCUUAUGAAUCUUUACUUGUUAUUAGAAUCAUAUAAAUCUUUACUUAGAAGAAUCAUAUGAAUCUUUACUUAGAAGAAUCAUAUGAAUCUUUACUUAGAAGAAUCAUAUGAAUCUUUACUUAGAAGAAUCAUAUGAAUAUUUACUUGUUAUUAUAAUUAUAUGAAUCUUUACUUAGAAGAAUCAUAUGAAUCUUUACUUAGAAGAAUCAUAUGAAUCUUUACUUAUUAGAAUCAUAUGAAUCUUUACUUAGAAGAAUCAUACGAAUCUUUACUUAGAAGAAUCAUACGAAUCUUUACUCGGAAGAAUCAUAUGAAUCUUUACUUGGAAGAAUCAUAUGAAUCUUUACUUUUGAAUCAUUAAGAUUCUUAUAUUGUCGUUUGCGGUUAUUUAUCAGAUGAAUUCAACAACAGCCGUAAGGUCACAGCGAUAGUGUGUUGCAUAUUACAGUGUGUGUUUGUUACGUUAAUUCAAAAGUCAAAAAAGGUCAGAUGAAUCGACUCAUUGAAGCGUUUGUAUUUCUAGGUCAUCAUUUCGUUCAGGAUUUCAUGUCAGGGACGUCCUCAGAUAUUGUUUUAUUCAUAUUCAGUAUUUUUUUGACGUCAUUCCUGCACACUGACUCUUUAGUUUUUUUUAUUUUAGAGUUUAUUUAUAGUAUGUUGUAAUUCAGUGUUCACAGUACCUCAUGAGUUUACUACACUGCUAAAAUGCAAAAUUACGCUCGAUUUAAACUGUUCAACACACAACUGAAAUCUAAAGUCAACCGUGGUGCCAUUUUCAAAAUAGGAGAUGAAAUAGAAAAUGUUUGUUUGGUUUUUGUAUUAAUUUGUCGAUUUGUCUCAUUUCAUUUGCCUUCAAAUGAUAGAAUGUAAAGGUUACCGUGUUUACUAUGGUACAGCAUGCAGUGGAGCUGAAAUGUGACAUAAUUGCAUUCCUCUUGAAAUGUUCCUGUAUCUCACUUAAAUAAUUGACCUCUCUGUAAACGUCAGACAUCAAUAAAGUACCUGUUUAGAAAAUA